AUGUCGGUCUCUUCCGAAGCUCUCACCUUCACCCUAGCAGGGUUCAUGAGCGGCUAUUAUUUCAGCGGCGCUUUCGUCUUCAUGCCAGCAGUGCAAAAGGCGCCGUCACCUCUGAUCGCUCAACAGUGGCGCCGCGCUUGGGACGUCGGCCGUUACGUCGGGAAGAUCGUCGUUACUGGCACUGCUGCCAGCUUCGCCUACCUAGCAUAUGUGGAACCCAUGAAGGGUGGAAACCCUCGAUUCCUCAUGUUUGCUGCGGCGGCGGCCAUUGUCGGUGCAAUCGUGCCAUACACUGUAUACGUUUCCUAUCCCUACAACGAGGCCAUCAACAGACAAUUUGGGGCUAUGAAAGACGAAGACGGGGACUUGAAGAAGCUUGUUACGGAAUGGGGCCGUACCGAUUGGAAGAGGUCCUUGCUUGCGUUCGUUGGGACUACUGUUGGGCUCUGUGGUGCGCUGUUUUAG
This is a messenger RNA of Colletotrichum karsti, 465 nucleotides long. RefSeq lists its product as uncharacterized. NCBI's taxonomy places the organism in Eukaryota, Fungi, Ascomycota, Sordariomycetes, Glomerellales, Glomerellaceae. The transcript has 2 exons. Bases 1 to 465 code for a protein of 154 amino acids. The record is from RefSeq and is a predicted model, not a curated record.